Messenger RNA from Centropristis striata (black sea bass), 5897 nucleotides. Its product is annotated as zinc finger and BTB domain-containing protein 5. Lineage: Eukaryota; Metazoa; Chordata; Actinopteri; Perciformes; Serranidae. The transcript is spliced from 3 exons. The record is from RefSeq and is a predicted model, not a curated record. The coding region runs from base 2229 to 4502 and encodes 757 amino acids. Gene Ontology annotation, molecular function: protein binding; RNA polymerase II cis-regulatory region sequence-specific DNA binding; DNA-binding transcription factor activity, RNA polymerase II-specific. Gene Ontology annotation, biological process: regulation of transcription by RNA polymerase II. Gene Ontology annotation, cellular component: nucleus.
GAGCAACAAAUUGCACAAAAAGACCUGAUGUAUCAAAUAUGAUCCAAAUUAAAUUCAUAUAUGAAAAUUGAUAUUGAAUUUUAAAAAAUGUUAGCCGGUUCAACAAACACUCCAGUUUUGAAAAUUUAGAAUUUUCUGGCAAUUAUUUCACGGUUCAGGCUUUAUAGGGUUAAAUAAUAGGCAAUUAUGAAAAAACUAAACUUUUUGGAGAUACACGCUCUGAAGCUACUCUGAAGCAGCAACAGCGUCCCCUCCCGGUGAAACGAGCAACUGCAGCCCUUCACCUCGGCGAGGUCAUGGGCAUGGAAGUGAAGCACAGCGCCCCCCUGUGAGUCUGGUUGGGAAAACCCGUCUGAGGGUAAUAAAUUAUUACAAAUAUUAGCCCAAACGUGUUGGACCGGAUACUGUUUGACACUCAUUGUCUGUGUUAUUAACGUGUCUUGAAGCUGUGUGUAACCUGGGGUUGACACUGACAGACGGCUUCAGCUGCUCCACACACCGAGACAGACCGCACAUCACUGGCAGCUGUUUCCCUCCACAGACAAACCGUUAAAAGCGAGUAAACCGACAGGUAGUGUGACCGCAGGGGAGGUGUUAUGUGAUGUAGCAACUGAAAUGUUAACCAGCUACAACUACGUUUGACUGGAAAAGCUUAUUGGAUACAAAAAAGAGGUGCAGCCAGGUGACCGUGUGUCUCUGUUGUAGCUAACUGGUCAGCUGCCAGCUAACUUUAGCCUUGUCAGUUUCUACUCAGGGCCUCUUGUUUCUGCCGUGUAUAUUACACCUUUGGGAAAUUCAAGGUAAUGUUAGUUGUUACUUGCUUUCUCUUUUCGCUGUCAUAACAAUAGACCGUUACGCUAAUUUAGCUAGUUACAUUAACUAGCUAACUGGUCAUGUGUUAGCAAACCUAGACUUGCUAGCUAAGUUAACUAAUAGCCAUGCAAUGUUAUUACGGUGCAGAGUAAGGUUACACUACGCGGCUAUGCUCUGUAGUUACUCUGUCACGUUAACCCCAUAACCUUUAGCACACUUAGACUAGCUAACAAGCAAGUUAUUACACUUGUUAGAAAGAAUCUGUUAUUCUGUCUCUGUUCUCUGUCUCUGAUUGACUAGGUCACUAUCUAUGCAUGCGUAAUUCACUGACUGUGUGUGCCCUCUCUCUAUGCAUUUAUAGAUUAAUCGUGUUAGAUGCUUUUGAUACAAUGAGCAUGUACUAAUAUUGUUUUAAAACUAUGAUUAGUCUAGAUACAUUUAUUUUAUAUCUUAUGUGGACAUUGCAAAAUCUUUGUCCCCACUAUCAUCUCUGCAAGUCAUAACAAGGCAGGAGGUUGUGUCUCAAAAGUUGUUCCAGGUCAGGUCACGGACAUGGUAAUAACACAUUAUUUCUAACACACUGCUUAUUACUUUAUUGUGAGCAGUUCAACCCACUAUAAAGCGUUGCGCUGGGUGCACCUUAUUUAAUAAUCUCUCCAGUUUUUGUAGGCCGUCUGUUUUCUGUAGGACCACACAGUAAUGUCUUUCACCCCAUAAAAGUUUUUGUUUAUUAUGUCAUUGUGCCUAUAUAACAUAAUCAAGACCUUCUCAAACAAAACUGGUGCAUAAAAAUAAUUUUGAUCUAUGUAAUACCUCACUGUAAUGCCAUCUGUAGUGUACAUCUACUUUAAUUUAAGUCUCCAUCAUUCUCUAAAGCUGCAACUAAAACAUAAAUUAAUAAUGAGUUAAUCUGUGCAUUAGUAACCCCAUUAAUCGCUGGGUGAUUUAGUCUAUGAAACAUCAGAAAUUUGUGAAAAAAUGCUUAUCUCUGUUUCCUAUAGCUCAAGUGGGAUGUGUUGUAAAAUUUGUCCAACCAGCAAUCUAAAAUGCAAAGAUGGUUAGUUUACUAUAACAAAGCAUCACAAUGGAGAGGAUUGAAGGGGCAAAUGGUAUUUUUGUUGAUGAACGAUUAAAGAUAUACUAUGCAGGAUUUCCCUUAAAAAAAAAAAAAGUAAGUAAAAAGAAAAAGUAAUCCCUCUCAGUUAUCACUGAUGAUGCUCUCUGCCUGUAUUUUCUCUCUUUAUUUUGUUGUGUUUGGGACGUUCCUGAAUGUAAUCUUUUUGGCAUAAAGGUGUUUACAGCACAGAAGGAACAUCAGUAUAGCAAGGCAAAAUGCCAAGCAUAGGGGUUUGCUUGGGAUGAGGGGCCGGUAAUUUCUGCAUAGUAUAUUCAUAUAUCAAGACUGUUGUUGUUAAAUGUUAUUUCAAAAGACUACUCUUUCCGUUCAUCCACCCGUCCCUGUAUUUAGGGCUAUGGAUUUCCCAGGCCACUUCGACCAGAUCUUCCAGCAGCUCAACUAUCAGCGUGUCCAUGGUCAGCUGUGGGACUGUGUCAUCGUGGUGGGGAGCAGACACUUCAAGGCGCACCGCUCUGUGCUGGCAGCCUGCAGCACCCACUUCAGAGCCCUGUUUACAGUCGCAGAGGGAGAUGCUAGCAUGAACAUGAUCCAGCUCGACAGCGAGGUGGUGACAGCUGAAGCUUUUGCUGCUCUGGUGGACAUGAUGUACACUUCAACACUGAUGCUGGGGGAAAGCAACGUGAUGGAUAUCCUCCUUGCAGCCUCACAUCUGCACCUCAACAAUGUGGUCAAGGCCUGCAAACACUACCUGACCACACGCACCCUACCCAUGUCCACCUCAUCCGACAGACACACCCAUCAUCACCCUCAGCAAGAGCAGCAGAGGCACCGGCAGCAGCAGCAGCAACAGCAGCAGCAGCAGCAGCAGCAAGUGGCAGAUUUAGCAGUGAACCCUACUCUAUCAGCUAAUGCUAACCUCACAGCAAAUGCUGCCACAUCAAAGUUGCAGCGCUCCUUUCUCCUGCAGCAGCUGGGGCUCAGCUUGGUGAGCUCUGCUUUGGGCGGAAUGGAGGAGGACAGAAAUGUAGCUGGCAAUAGAGUGGUUGAACAGAGAGCCUCCUUCCCAAUCCGACGCUUCCACAAACGCAAGCCCUCUCUGGCCCUGGGCCUUUCAGACGAGAGACCAAGGCAGAGGCAGCGCCCCUCGGCCCCUAACAUGGGGCUGUUAGGAGAAGAAGGGGUAAACGCAGAGCAGGAAGAAGGAGCACUGCUCUCCCCGGACUCCCACAAGAUGGGGGAUGAAUCCAAAUUGGAUGCUACAAUCACUGGCCUAGUAGGGAUGUCUCAAGAUGAUGCUCAGAUGCCCAGUCAGUCAGACAGUGGGCAUUGUGAGGGGGAGGACUUGGGGAGAAUGCAGGGAGGGGUGAGGAAGGAGGAGGACAUGGAGGACCAGGACCACCAAGUCAACACAGCAGGGGUGAAGAUUAAAUCAGGGACAGAUGAGGCAGAAGAACAGGAACAGAAGGUGGUGGUUAAACGAGAGCCGCUAAGUUCUCCAGAGCCGACUGAUGAAAUCAGCGAUGUGACAUCGCAGGCUGAAGGCAGCGACCGGGCUGAACCCGGAGGCCGGGAGGAGGAGGAGAAGGCGGAGCUGAGCCCAGAGAGCAGCGAUCGCAGCUUCACCUCUGAACCUCAACCCAGCUCUGAUGCUCUGCUGCAGCCCAGCGCACAGCUGCUCCUCAAGAGCAGCAUGGGAGGAGGCGCUGGAGUUGGAGGAGGUUUUGGCUGUAAUAGCGGACUGGGUGGCAAACCUGGUUUUAAUAUUUCUAGCUUUCUCAGUCCGAAAGAUUUUGGAAAUGGCGGGGCAGGCCUGGUUACUGGAGAGGACGAACUCCCAAACACAACAACGGGUGAUGCAGUGGCACAUCACUUCCUGCUCAGACAGGAAGCUGCUGGACCAUCUGGUUCUGCGUCUUCCUCUCUUCUGAAGUCAGGUCCGCUUGGUGGUGAGAGCCGCAACAGUUUUGGAGACAACCUUCAAGAUGAUUCUCUCUUCCUACAUGAUGGUUUAGGGAACCCGAGAGGAAGUGGUGGUGGAGGGCGUGGAGGGGUAGAUCCCUUUGGUUUGGACUUUCAGCGUUCUAGUCUUGGCCUUCACUCCAUGGGGCGACCCUCUCGAGGAGCAGGGGGAGCAAAUGCCGCUGCUCUGGGUUACCCAGGCUACAGACGUAUUGCUCCGAAAAUGACCCCCGGUAUGGGAGGAGAAGAAGGUGGUGUUCUCCAGGAUGCUGCCUCUUCCUCCUCAAGUCUGACAGGUCCUCUGCUUCUUAACAAGAGCGGUGGAUAUGAGAUGAACAAUGGCAGGCCCACCUCUCUCCCCCCUCAACUGACCCAAGCUUCAGCACACGUCCUGUCCAAGUGCAAGAAGGCUCUGUCGGAGCAUAAUGUCUUGGUAGUUGAGGGAGAUCGUAAAUAUGCCUGUAAAAUCUGCUGCAAAACCUUCCUAACUCUGACUGACUGCAAGAAACACAUCCGCGUUCACACAGGAGAGAAACCCUAUGCAUGUCUCACAUGUGGAAAGCGUUUCAGCCAGUCCUCCCACCUAUACAAGCAUUCCAAGACCACCUGUCUGCGAUGGCAGAACAGUAACAUGUCCAACGCUCUGCUGUAGGACUGCGUCAUUGCAUCAAAUCAAAUAUGUGAGAGGAAUUGGCGAUGGGCUGAAUUUAAAGUCACAAAAAUGUUAAGAUGUUUCUGAAGCUGUGACAGAGCAGUCAGAUCUGAUCAGCUGUUCUGUCCUGAUGACAGACCAAAGAUAGGGAUGAUAAUGUACUGGUAUAUCUUCUUUUAAAGGUCAAACCCACACUGUAAAGUCAGCUGAAAUUAUUGUAAACACAUUUAAACUGUAGAAAGAUUAUAGGGAUGCAGGGCAUGCAAAUGUGCCACAUUUCUUUAUAUGGAUUCAUCAUAGAGAACCGUAGAUAUACACUGUAUACUCUCCUUCUGUUAGGGUGGUUUAGGAGGAUUUUUCAUCAGUGUCAAUACAUGCAAUACAUUUAUUUGCAUUAUAUGAUCUGGAACAGGCUAAGCUUUUUAAAGUUGUUACACUGUUAGCUGUAUCAUCUAUCUAAAAUGUAGGCCUUCUGGUUAUUAAGUGACAUUUAGAUCUGUUGAGGUGAUACCUUGAUGCUGAUCGUCUAUAGUUUAUGGUACGCUUUUUGAAGCAAAAUUGAUUGACUAACUCUGAGUGAUGAGAGGGAGCUGUCCAGCACCAACAUUAACAACAAAUAUCAUGUAAAAUAUAGUGAAUAUGUGUAGAUUUUUUUUAUUGCACAUUUGUAAAACAUGUAGCGGUAUCCCUCAUCGGACUGUUGAGUCAGUGUAAUUGUGCAUAUUGACUGUGCCUUGAUCUAUGCAAGGACAGUCAUAUAGACUGUGGACUAACUGAUUCAGAUUCAGUUUAAGCGCUACAUAUAAUGCCUGUAAGUACUAGGAACUGUUGCUGGUUGUUUGCUCUUAAUACCCAAAAACAUGGAUAGAGUGAGGAUCAGUUUUUUGAUGUGGGCUGAGGUAAUGCUGAAAUCUGUCACUUUUUGCAAGUUCAACCAACAGAAAAGACAACAGAAAAUCUAGUGUUGUAUACGUUUUUACCCUGUUUCUAACCUGUUGUUGGUGUGCAGAGAAAAUGUAAUACUGACUAAAUCUAUUAUUUACGGAGGUGACUUGAAAACCCAAAACACUUAUUAAUAUUUGUCAAUACGUUAAAGUGAUAAUAGAUGUUCAUGCAUAUUUAAGUCAGGUCAAAGGUUUGAACUUUGGUGUUCACUCCAAGCACCUUUGAAUUACUAUCUUCAAAAGUGUUUCUGUGCUCAGUUAAAAUUGAGAAUUUAUCAGUUUGCAUUGAUGGGGCCUUCACACUUCAUGUGAUUACAAACAUUUAUACAUGUAGUUUGUUGAGUGCAAGUUUUGGAGGGACGGGAAAGUUUUGUCAACCUCCUUUGCCCCAAUUUGCACCUACCAGUCAGAGCUACUAACCUUAGAAUUAAGCAUUAUCAAGGGGUGCAGU